AUGUGGCUGGUCCGAAAUUACCCGCAGGACUGCCCCUGUGGUGCUCAGGAUCGAGGCAAUGCCUUUGAGCCUUUUCCCCAAGCCACGUCGGUCCUUCCUCUGUUCCUCGGAAAGCGUCGGCAGCCCCGACAGCGCGUGGCCGAGCCCCCGGCAGGCGCCAACCUGUCCCUUUGCUCCCAGACUCUAGGUCACCUGGAGAAGGCGGUGGUUCUCGAGCUCACCUUGAAGCAUGUGAAAGCGCUCACCAACCUCAUCGAGCAGCAGCAGCAAAAAAUAAUUGCUUUGCAGAAUGGUUUACAAGCGGGUGACCUGUCAUCAAGAAACCUUGAUUCCAGCCAGGAAAUGUUUCGAUCCGGUUUCCAGAUGUGUGCCAAGGAAAUGCUGCAAUACCUGGCAAAGCACGAGAAUGGGAAGGAUCUGAAGUCGUCCCAGCUGGUCAGCCAUCUGCACCGCAUGGCCUCCGAGGUGCUCCAGGGCGGAGCCGGCCGCAAGUCUGGAGACAUCCCUCCUAAAAUGGUGGACUUGAAAGAGAAACCUGUCUCCUUGGCCAAAGCUGUGGAGGGACACGGGAAGAACUGCGUGCCUGUGAUCCAGAGGACAUUUGCUCACUCCAGUGGGGAGCAGAGCGGCAGCGACACAGACACGGACAGCGGGUACGGGGGAGAGCUGGAGAAAAGUGACUCUAAAUCCGAACAGCAGUAUUUCAAAAAGGAUACUGAACUCAAGUAUGCUGUCCAGGAGAGAAUAAGCUCUAUUAAGCAAGAGACUGAAGACCCGCCGGCCAAAAGGAGCCGGCUGGAGUCGCCGGAGGACGAUGGGCCUUUUGGCAGCGACAUGAUGGGCUCUUCCAGCAGCUUCCUGGGCCCCCACGCUCACCAGCCCCCCCUGUGCCUGCCUUUCUAUUUGAUCCCGCCAUCCGCAACAGCCUAUCUGCCCAUGCUGGAGAAGUGCUGGUACCCGGCGUCCGUACCUGUCUUGUACCCCAGCCUCCCCGCCUCUGCCGCAGCACUUACGGGGUUCAUGAACCCCGAUAAAAUCUCCCCGCCUCUGCUGAUGCCCCAGAGACUCCCUUCUCCCGUCCCAGCCCAUUCCCCUAUCGACUCCUCAGCUCUGCUUCAAGCUUUGAAGCAGAUUCCUCCUUUGAACUUGGAAACCAAAGACUAAGCGCAGUGUGACUUUUUUUUUUUCUUUUUUUCUUUUUUUUCUUUUUUUUUUUUUAGUUUGAGACUAUUUCACUUUUAUAUAUUGGCUGGACUGAGGUGUGGGGAUAAGGUUCACUGCAUGUAGGAAGCUAAAUCCCCUUUUCUCUGACUUGUCAGGUAGUUUGGAGAAGGAUGAAGGAUGUGCCCAGGUUAGCAAAUCAGAACUACUUCCAAAAAAACCCCCCAACAAAACAGCAAGGGUUUUGUGCUUUACCCCUUACCUUCUUCCC
Athene cunicularia (burrowing owl) is the source of this 1432-nucleotide messenger RNA. It is a transcript of the gene BHLHE40, whose product is annotated as basic helix-loop-helix family member e40. The coding region runs from base 1 to 1164 and encodes 387 amino acids. Gene Ontology annotation, cellular component: nucleus. Gene Ontology annotation, biological process: regulation of neurogenesis; regulation of transcription by RNA polymerase II; anterior/posterior pattern specification. The transcript is spliced from 3 exons. The record is from RefSeq and is a predicted model, not a curated record. NCBI's taxonomy places the organism in Eukaryota, Metazoa, Chordata, Aves, Strigiformes, Strigidae. Gene Ontology annotation, molecular function: RNA polymerase II cis-regulatory region sequence-specific DNA binding; DNA-binding transcription factor activity, RNA polymerase II-specific.